GCCUCGAGCUGGCUGCGCUCCCACCUCGCUCCACCGCACGGCCAUCCCAUGCUGCUCUCUCUCGCGCCCGCCGCCGCCGAGGAGCGCGCGCAGCUGCGGGCGCUCGCCGCCCAGCUCGCUGCGCCGCACGCCGACGAGCUGCGCCAGGCACUGGGCGGCGGCGACGCUGAGGGCGAGGCCAGGCGCCGCCUGCCGCUCUCCUCGGCCACGCUGCUCGCCGUGCACGCCGCCGGCGCCGGCUGCUCGCCGCCGCUGCGCCUGGCACACCUGCUGCGCGGCGCAACGCUGGCACAUGCGCCCAUGCCCGUGCGCGAGAAGUCGCCCGAGCUGCAGCGCUCCCUUGCCGCCAUCUCUCUCGCGCUCGAGCGGCAGCAGUACGCCGCCAUGCUGACGCCCGGAGCCGGCCGGGCCGAUGCGCUCAGCGGACAGAAGGCGCCGUGAUGCAAGACGUCGGACUGCUGCGCAGAUGCGCGAAUCUGACAUACGGCUCCAGAAGCCUUGCCCUGGCACUCUUCCGGAAGCCGAGCGCCACUUCGCCCCUCCCGCGAUCCCUCGCACGAGGCAAGGCCUGAGCAGCUGCUACCGCAGUCAGCGUGCAUGAUUGUGCCCGCGAGUACAUGCGGCGUGCCGCCUCGCAGCCCAGCAGCUCGGCUCCCUCGCGCCCGCGCCCAGUGCGAUCGCCACACGCCUCAGGCGAGCAGG
Molecule: messenger RNA, 702 nt
Organism: Tilletiopsis washingtonensis
Lineage: Eukaryota; Fungi; Basidiomycota; Exobasidiomycetes; Entylomatales
Exons: 3
Coding region: 49-441 (130 amino acids)
Source: RefSeq, a predicted model, not a curated record